GUCCAAGAAAAAGAAUUAUAAUUGGUAUUAGUGGUAACUGACAUGGUACCAUGUGCUGACUGCUUUACCUUGAUGCUUCCAUGGCGAAUUCACCUGGUUCCAUAAAUGGCCUCAUGUGUAUGAUCCUUAACUGCCUAGCCAUUUCUUAAAAGUGAAAAAAAAAAUGCAUAUAAGUUUGUAGUAAGAUUCAGUAUGAGAUCAGAUCCAUUCAAGGUGGCUUCAUCUUUCCUGGUGAAGGUGCAAGAAAACAAAUAGGAUGACUGCCUGCCUAAUUCUAUAUCCUGUAAAAGUUGACAGUUUGGAUAAUGGGUAGAGGGAAUUAUUCCUAAAUACCAUCGCAUAUUAGAAAUAUGAGAGACCUGUUCCCCAUUCCACUAAGGAAAUUGAAGCAAUGACUCAAUGUGCUUUAAUAAAACAGUUUUCCUUAGCUCUCAAGAAGGAUGGUUGAAUAUCAUCAUAAUCACUCAUGACGGUGAUAUGCUGAAAUUGUGAUUUAAAUAUAGUUAAAUGAAACGCUAUAACAGAGCUAGCUGUUUGUUUCUAUGUUAUUAUGCCAGUUUCCCUUCUAUUUUUGUCAUUGGUUUUUGUUUUGUGCUUUUUGAUUAAUUAUACUUCCAACGUUUUGAGAUUGUUGCAUUAGAAUUCUCAACAAAAGUCGAAAAUUGUGAAUCCCAAAAGUUAAAAACAAAUAAUUUUAAAUUUUGGUUUGAGCUAAUUAAUUUAUAAAAUUUACUACCCACCCAACACCAAUCAAGUUGGGCCUCUCACAGUCAUAGCCAAUGAAGACGGUCCAUUUAACAGACCAAAUCCAAACUCGAGCUUUAAUUAUUUUUCGAAAUGCCUUCAAUACCCUUCUUAUGUUUCGUUAAACUUCCUUCCAUACCCCUACAUGUCAUCCCUAAUGUCUUUGCUCAGUUCACUCACUUUGCUCGCUGAUUCCCGCCUGCGAGCCACUCGCCUUAGCAGCCGCUGACGUGGGGGUUUGUGAGCCCAGCCGAGCUCGCCGAAGAAAGCUAGCCAAGUUUUUCAGCUUGAGAUGUUCUUCCUGAGCCAAAUUGAGCACACCUUGCGUGUGCCUCCUGACCUCCAUAACAGUCCGAUACAAGAAGCCAUUAAAGGAGAGCUUGAGAAGCUUUUCUUAGAUAAGGUUAUUGCGAACUUGGGGCUUUGCAUUUCUGUCUAUGAUAUUAGAUCCAUUAAGGGUGGCUUCAUCUUUCCUGCUGAAGGUGCUGCAACUUAUACGGUGGUGUUCACACUGAUUGUGUUCCGUCCAUUUGUGGGAGAGAUUAUAGCUGCAAAACUUAUAGAAUCUAAUGCUGAUGGUUUACGCUUAUCUGUUGGAUUCUUUGAUGACAUUUAUAUACCUGUGAGUCUUUUUCCUGAUCCAUGCCACUCUGAGCCCGAUCCAACAAAAAGGGACAGAGUCAAAUGGAUAUGGGAGUAUGAGGGAGAAAAAUAUGAUUUUGAUGAGCAAGAUGAGAUAAGGUUUCAAGUUCACAGUAUAAAUUAUCCAACAAUUCCAGUUGAGCCACCAAAAGAAUCAAAACCAUUUGCUCCUAUGAAGAUUAUUGGAGCACUAAAUUCAGAGGGUUUGGGCCCUGUUACAUGGUGGAUUUAGCAGGCUGAGAUGGAGGAAACUCAAACGUCAAAGAAAGCAGUGCAUAUAGUUGAGCUUUUCCAUACUCUGGAUUAGGAGCUGAAAUGGAAAACCACUCGGGUUGCUUAGCGGAAAUCUAAUGUCCAUUGAGAAGAAGGUGAACAACUGAAUAGAAAUGGGGAGGUUGUACUAUUACUUUCAUUCUCUUGGCAAAAAAAAGCUUCAGUUGGGGAACUUGGUGAUCCUUAACUCACUUCCUUGUAAUUAUUCCAAGCUUGGAACCAUUUAUUGGAUAAAAUAUACACACUCUCUCUCUCUCGCGCGCGCUCACUUAAAAAAUUUGAAAGUGAUAUAUUUUCGUUUUUUUGUGGAUGGAAUUGUAGUUUCCUCUGUU
Messenger RNA from Ziziphus jujuba (common jujube), 1991 nucleotides. Its product is annotated as DNA-directed RNA polymerase III subunit rpc8. NCBI's taxonomy places the organism in Eukaryota, Viridiplantae, Streptophyta, Magnoliopsida, Rosales, Rhamnaceae. Gene Ontology annotation, cellular component: RNA polymerase III complex. Gene Ontology annotation, biological process: DNA-templated transcription; transcription initiation at RNA polymerase III promoter. The transcript has 8 exons. The record is from RefSeq and is a predicted model, not a curated record. Bases 1037 to 1618 code for a protein of 193 amino acids.